Molecule: messenger RNA, 3103 nt
Organism: Patiria miniata (bat star)
Lineage: Eukaryota; Metazoa; Echinodermata; Asteroidea; Valvatida; Asterinidae
Exons: 12
Coding region: 271-2244 (657 amino acids)
Biological process (GO): sulfation
Cellular component (GO): cytoplasm
Molecular function (GO): sulfotransferase activity
Source: RefSeq, a predicted model, not a curated record
UUUACCCCCCAAUAAAAAUGACAGUGCUACGCUCCUGUUCAUGUCUGAAUGGGACAGAGCUCGAAGGUCACAUUCAAGGUGACUGGCAAAAUCUGGCGGAAUGCUGUUGACAGAAGAUAACAAUCACGCAGGGUUGAUGAUGGGGUGCGGCACACUGUAACCUGUGAAGGCUACAACUUGGUAGCCUACACGAACAGUAUCGAAUAUCGGCCUCAGUGGGAUCGUUCAAAAGCAAACUAUGGAUACGGCGUGAGCGAGUCAAACUAUUUUAUGCCAGUGAAUUGUCGCCUUGCCGCCAUCAUGAGCGUUGCCGAACAAAUCCAGGCGUUGAUGCCGGACUUGAUCAACGGGAAAACACACCAACAACUGGAGGGGGAGCUGGCGGAACGUGACAAGGGGAUGGGCGCCCAUGUCAUCAACGGUAUCAAGUUCCCGUGUUUCGUGUCGCGGUCCAAUCUGGAAGCUCUGAGGACUUUUGAAGUGCGCGAUGACGACGUGUACGUCUUUUCCUACCCAAGAUCAGGCACUCACUGGAUGAGUGAAAUACUGCAUUAUAUCCUUCACGAUGGGAAGGGCGAUUUCAACCGUUCUUUCAUGACCAACGCUUUGGAGAUGACGAUGGCAGAAGACCCAACUCAACUUGAGAGUGUGACCCCCGGGUACAAGAUGUACGCAGCCAUGGCAUCGCCACGGUGCAUCUUAAGCCACUGCUUGGAGAGUUUUCGACCUCCUCAGAUCUUAACUAAGCAAGCAAAGGUGGUGUACGUGGCCCGAAAUCCAAAGGACAUGCUCGUUUCUUUAUCCAACAUGACAUCAGAUUGGAAGUUUGAUGAGAUGUUCUGGGCAUUUUGCAAAGAGAAAAUGUUAAUGGGAUCUUGGUUUGAUCACGUGCUGAGCUAUUGGAACCAGCGGGACAAGGAACAUUUUCUGUUUGUAAAGUACGAAGAUCUCCACAAGGACCUCAGGGGCUCCAUUUGCAAACUAGCUAAGCAUGUCGGGAAGGAUCUAUCCGAUGACGUCAUCGAUGACAUCCUGGAGCGUGUGACCUUUGGUGGGAUGCAGAAGACUUAUCAACAACUUGAGGAAGAACGCGGGGAGGAGGGGCAACGCAUGACGCGCUACCAGGGAAAUCCGCAUCUUAGACGAGGAAAAGUCGGCAACUGGAAGAACACUUUCACGGUGGCACAGAGCGCCCUCUUCGACAAGAUCUACGCCCUGAGGAUGGAAGGGACCGGCUUGGAUUUCGACUUUGAAUCACACGGCACUGGUGUUCGUCGCCUUGCGGCCACCAUGAGCGUUGCCGAACGAAUCCAGGCGUUGAUGCCGGACUUGAUCAACGGGAAAACGCACCAACAACUGGAGGAGGAGUUGGCAGUUAGCGACAAGCAGACGGGCUGCCAUGUCGUGAACGGAACCAAGUUCCCCUGGACCAUAUCGCGGUCCAAUCUGGAAGCCCUCAGGACUUUUGAAGUGCGCAAUGACGACGUAUACGUCUUCACCUACCCAAGAUCAGGCACUCACUGGGUGUGUGAAAUACUGCAGUGUAUCCUUCAAGAUGUGAAGGGCGAUUUUGACCGCACAUUCAUGACCAACGCUUUGGAGAUGACGAUGACAGAUGACCCGACACACCUUGAGAGUGUGGCCCCCGGGUACAAGGCGUACGCAGGUAUGGCAUCGCCACGGUGUAUCUUCAGCCACUGCUUGGAUAGUUUUCGACCUCCUCAGAUCUUGACUAAGCGAGCAAAGGUGGUGUACGUGGCCCGAAACCCAAAGGAUAUGCUGGUUUCUUUAUUCGAAAUGGGAGCACAUUGGAAGUUUGAUGAGAUGUUCUGGGCAUUUUGCCACGGGAAAAUGCAUCUCGGUUCUUGGUUUGAUCACGUGCUCAACCACCGGGACAAGGAGAAUUUUCAGUUUAUAAAGUACGAGGAUCUCCACAAGGACCUCAGGGGAUCCAUUUGCAAACUAGCUCAGCAUGUCGGGAAGGAUCUACCCGAUGACGUCAUCGAUGACAUCCUGGAGCGAGUGACCUUUGGUGGGAUGCAGAAGACUUAUCAACAGAUUGAGGAAGAACGCGGGGAGGAGGGGAAACGCAUGACGCGUUACCGAGGAGUGUUUCCGUAUCUCAGACAAGGAAAUGUCGGCAAUUGGAAGAACACUUUCACGCUGGCACAGAGCGCCCUCUUUGACAAGAUCUACGUCCUAAAGAUGGAAGGGACCGGCUUGGAUUUUGACUUUGAGCUUUGAGAGCCCCGAUGUGAAUUGGGCUUCACUAUACUAUUAGAUAUACUGCCUCUCUGUAUUCCGUUCCGUAGAGCUUCACCAAAUUAAUAGCCUAAAUAUUUAUUAUUUCUGUUGAAUUAGAGAUACUACAUCUAUUCACCACAGGCUUUUUCAGCUUGUGGGACGGGCUGCACUAUAGCUUUUAUACUACAGCAUAUAAUCUUAUUGCCUUCAGUUUCUCCAGAUAAAUGCGAGAUAUAUUAAAUCAAUUUCUAGUCCCAGUAUAAUAAAUUAUUGUUUUGCCAAAGAAACCACAUAGGCAAACUGGCUAGGUGCAUUAUUUUUAUGUUAACGUUGAACAAAGAAAAAUUGACCACAGCAGGGCUUGAACCUGCAAACUCAUGAUUUGCCGUAUUGUAAAAAUAAUUAUAAUACAUUCUCGGUUGUAAACAUGCUCCUAACUAUCAGUAGAUACAUAUUCAAAAUCGAAAAUAUGAUAAGACAUGAAAACUACAGUGGCGUAACUAAAGGUGGAGGGGCACACCCCAGCUCCCACUCCCUUGGAGGCCUGUGCUUCCCCCUGGCCUUGUGCCCACAUUACCAGCACACUUUCGCAAAAAAAGUGGUUCGGCCACCUUUCUGUACAAAACCUCAUUGGCCGGGGGUUUUGUGCGUAAACCUUAUCAGUCAGCUGAUCACACUCAAUUGACUUCGCCAAAACCGCAUGUCCCAUCAUAAAGAAUAAGUUAACCGGACCAUUUAUUUUCCGAGAGUGUGAUUCUAAUGCUAUAGUGGGCUUUUAAAAAGAAUUUUUGCAAAUGGGACAGACACGUUGAAAACAUCCAAUCAGUUUGGAUAUUAUGCUUCAUGAAUUUCUGAAUAA